UGAUGGAGUUUGUGUACAUUCUAGUCUUCCAAGCUUACAUUUAAAAAAGAAUGUGAUAAAGUAUUUCUAAAAACAGGAUAUCCGGUAUGCUUCAUCUGAACUAUUGGAUACUUGGAUUUGUAGAUUCAUAGCAUACGCAAUAGUUGUUUUUUUUUGUGAUCAUAUUGCAUACACACACACAGACACACUCAAGUUUAACUAGACUUAUGGUUACUAAAAUAAAAUAAUACAAUUUAGCUACGAUUUUAAUAAAUAUUAUAUUGGUAAGUAGCUUCCUUUAGUGUGGAAAAACCAAACAAUUUUGACUAAAUAAAAAAAAAAUUAGAUGAUAGAUCUAGAUUCUAGAUCUACUUGAUAUAAUAAAAUUAAAUUACGCCAACAUUAUCUAUAUUAUUUCUCAAGUUUAAAUUGUAUAACAGUCUUCAGACUAAAAGAAACAUGUUAACCUUUCAUACAUGUGGCAAUGCAACGACAAGUAAGCAUAGUGAAGCCUAUUGAAGCCUAUUUGUAUUCACUAGUUUAGGAUUCGUCAAGAAAUCUUGUUUUGUUAGGAAGUUUAUCUUAACAGAAUGUCUGAAAAUAAUGGUCAGAACAAUGGAGCUCCGGUAUACAAAACAUCUUCGGAGGACCAAACAGAAAGGCCGACGACUAAAUUCAUGGAUGGAAUCGGGCGAUCCUUGGCAGCCGUUGGUCAACUGGGCAAUCAACAAAUGCAAAUGUAUCGAAGCAAACUCAAAUCUAAACUGAACAAAAGCUUUAGCCACGACCACCAGCUUGAAGGCCGAUAUGACGACGCAGAACGUCCAUCACCCUCCAAAGAGGCCAAAGAGCUCUCUGCACAGACUGUGAUCUCCAUUUCUAAUUCUGAUGAUCGUCAAAGAUUGGGUUCAGGUUCACUACAAAUAGAAAUUCAUGAUGUUAUUCGAGCCACAUCCCCUAGGCCAUCAGCUACACCAUCGCACACCAGAAACGCAGUCCCCUACCAACAGGCAAUGUUUAAACCCGAAGACCUCAGCGGACAAACUUUAAACUUACACCAAAAGAGAGAAUUUAGGACUGCCGAUGAGCAAAAGAAAUCUUUAUUGAACACACCAGUAGGCCUACGCCCUCCGCUCUCCCUCUCAGAAGCGAGGUCAGAGUCAUCACCGGAAUCACGACACGAUUCCGAAGCGUGCCAGAAGCAACCCGCGACAAACGUUCUUGUUAGCCCAUGUCUAGAGACCAAAGAGCUUAUCUUCAGGAAGCCUUUGUGGCACAACAGUGAGUCCAAUCUGCAGACAUAUAGAUCAAGCUCUUCAGAAGACACGUUACAUGUGGCCGUCCCGUUGUUUACAAAGGAUGUCAACCAAGCUUACAAAGAUGUGUACAGACCUUCCGGUGUGCCCAAACCUCCACCGGAAGCUGUGCUUCCAAAGAGCACCAUUAUUGUUAACAGGUUUGAAAAUGGAAGCCCUUUUCUGGAUAUGAGUAAAUAUAAAUUUGCAUCUACGAAGGAAAAAAAUGCUGCUGUAAAGAAGUAUCGAAUGAGCAUUAGUCCAGAAAAGUCUUUCUCUCCUCAGCAGGUGGCCCCUGUAACCUUUACUAGCACCACUCUGAACAACCCUCCAUAUAACACAUUUUCUUAUCUACCACCUACCGCGCCGCAUCCCUCUUCAUUGACCAUGCCGCCACCAUCGUUAUCAGCCCCACCAAUGCCAGUGCCCAGCUAUUACUGGGCACAUCACCAGCCUCCAGCCACUGUUGAGAUCAUGAGUGGACAGCGCAUGGCGUAUCCUCAACAAGUUACCCAGAAUUCAGAGCGUGGUCAGUAUAGACGAUCUUAUGUGUCCAGAAAAUUAUCUUCCUGCUUCCCGUUUCUGUUUGGAGCUAAACAGUUUGAUGACAGCGAUGAGUUGCAGCAUAAUUCUUACAGACCACGCCAAGAGUCUCUCAAUAACAUGUUCCAUAGCGGACGUAAUGAGUCAAUAUAUUCGAUCUAUAUCAUUUUUCAGAGAAACAAAACUGGUAGGCCUAAUGAUUGCAAUCCGGACGACCUACUUUUUCAGAUGGUCUGCUGCUGUUGCUGGCCUUGUGGUUUAGCCGCCAAAAUCCUAGCAGCAUUGUUUCCUAGAGACGGCGGUCGCAAUUCCUGCGUUGGUAUAAUGGCUAGACAAUUGUCUCUCUGCGCCUUGUUGUUGGGUAUAGCUGUCUACUUAGUUAUAAUGAUUGUAUUUGUUGCAUUGAUACUAGUAGUUGCAGUGAAAUAAUAACACAAGUAGACCAAGUGGCAACCUUUAUUAAUGUUGUAUUGAAGAUUAGGUAGAGAAUUCUUAUAGCCAAUGUGAUGGUCAGAGUUGAAUCCUUGAUUGAGUUCCUUGAAAGGUUGAAUGGAUCCCAGGGGUUUUUAAACACAAACUCUUCAAUAAACUUUAAAAUCAGAAAAUGUGUUUGUUGUCUAAUAACUAGGUCUACAUGACACUCAUGAUGACCAGGCGAUACAACCAUAGUUCUAACAUCUGUUUUAGAUAGUCGUUCUUAU
Molecule: messenger RNA, 2518 nt
Organism: Biomphalaria glabrata
Lineage: Eukaryota; Metazoa; Mollusca; Gastropoda; Planorbidae
Exons: 4
Coding region: 570-2246 (558 amino acids)
Source: RefSeq, a predicted model, not a curated record